UUUCUUUCUUCUGAGUGUCAUGCAGCAACCGUACUCAUCACAGCAGCAGCCUUAUCCGCCACCAUCUCCUUCUCAGAGUCCAUACUAUCCGCCUCCUCCGCAAUCGCAAAACGGUUAUUAUCCGCCACCGCCUCAAGCACAAUCCUAUUCACCACAAAAGUCGUACUCACAACCACCGUCGUACGCGCAACAGCCCAAUCCGUAUUCGCAACAGCAAGCUCCGUCCGGACCUUAUGCAUCGAAUCCACAAACAGCCGAGGAUGGCGGUGCAGGCAAGGUCCGUCCAUCAAGCGGGUAUAAAGACGUGUGGGCCGCUAUACUGUGGCUGUGCAACUUGGGCGGCUUCAUCGCGCUUUCCGUCAUUGGAUUAGGCGUUUAUCACGGCCGCACCGGUUCGUUUGGCGGGACACCGUCGGCUACCACGUAUUCAGGCCUCACAUUCGAUACUAGCACGUUGGCCAUCUUUGGAUUUGCCGCGAUUGUUGGCUUUGGUAUCAGUUUUCUCUAUCUCAUGCUUGCCAACAUAUUUCCAAAACCAUUGAUUUACAUCACGCUCAUCGGCAGCAUCAUUGUUUACUUUGGUGUCACCAUUUACUAUUUCACGCAACACUAUUACUCCGCUGCCAUUGUGUUUCUGAUAUUUUCAUGCCUGUAUUUGUGUACGUUCUGGUGGUGGAGAAGCCGAAUACCAUUUGCCACAGUCAUGCUACAGACGAUCACAUCCAUUACCCGUCGAUAUCCUAGCACCAUUAUUGUCGGCCUCAUUUCGCUUAUUGUCCAAACCGCAUUCAGUAUUUGGUUUGCUCUCACUGUGAUUGGCGUGUACGAGGCAUACUACAGUACCAGUUCCAACAAUGCACGUCUCAACGUGGCCAUGGUGUUCCUUGUGUUUUCUUUUUACUGGACAUCCCAAGUCAUUACCUAUGUCACGCAUGUCAUUCUCGCCGGUAUCUUUGCGACAGUUUACUUUUUGGAUAAUUCCGUGAAACACCCAAUCUGGGGAAGUACACGACGCGCUCUAACCACCAGUUUUGGAUCCAUUUGCUUCGGCGCUCUGAUUAUUGCGUUUGUGAACUUUGUCCGAUACUUCCUCAGUGUGGCGCGUGCCAACACGGACAGUCCCAUCCUAGGGUUCUUAAUCUGCAUUGUGCAAUGCAUUGUGGGAUGUUUCCAAGGAUUACUCGAAUGGUUUACGUAUUAUGCUUUUAGCGGUGUGGCUAUUUAUGGCAUGGGAUUCAUUCCCUCGGCAAAGAAUACGUGGCGCAUGAUCAAAGAUCGCGGUAUUGAAGCCAUGAUUAACGACAACUUGAUCGGCAAUGUCCUGUUUAUGGGUAAGAUUAUCUGCUUUUAUCAACGAUUUACAAGGAUACUGACUACGGUGAUGCGAUAUGGUGUGAUAUGUUUUCAAGGUGGAUUACUUGUUGGCGUUUUGUGCUCGCUGUUAGGCUUCAUCUAUCUGAAAGCCGCCAAUCCUGCGUACAACCAAGGAGGUGGUAUGACCCCCGUGGUUGUUUUGGUAUGCUUUUUAUUGGGAUCUUCCAUGUUUUCAUCCAUUGCUACCGUGAUUUCCAGCGGUGUGGCCACCACUUUCUUAUGUUUGGCUGAAGAUCCUGAUGCUUUGCGACGAUCCAAGCCUAUGCUGUACGAAAAGAUUCGCGAAACAUGGCCUCGCGUUGUCCAAGGUGUCUAAAGCAUGCUGUCUAUAUAAUUUCCCCCUAAUCAUUCUUUCGUUAUUUGUCUCCACAACAAAAACUACUAUUACAUUAAUCGCUAGUCGACUAAUAACUUCAAAAUUCCAAGUAACAUGUUGAAUUUUAAAGCCUG
Molecule: messenger RNA, 1824 nt
Organism: Radiomyces spectabilis
Lineage: Eukaryota; Fungi; Mucoromycota; Mucoromycetes; Mucorales; Radiomycetaceae
Product: plasma-membrane choline transporter-domain-containing protein
Exons: 5
Coding region: 20-1690 (556 amino acids)
Biological process (GO): transmembrane transport
Cellular component (GO): plasma membrane
Molecular function (GO): transmembrane transporter activity
Source: RefSeq, a predicted model, not a curated record